AUGCACUAUCCACCAACGUACCGCGCUGUACCGGCAUACCCUGCCUCCGAGCUGUACGACGUUGCGGCUCAGCGCGCGUACGAUGCCUACAUGCCUCGCGACGAUGUUCGUCCGCACAUGGACGAGUCGCUCGUCAAGAAGCGCACUCGCCAGCGCGUGUAUCCGAGCGAAGAAGCCAAGCAGGCAGCCAAGAUGCUCCAGAAGGCCCGUCGGCGCGAACAGAACCGAAACGCCCAACGAAGACUACGUGACCGCAAGGAAGAACACAUCUUCAAGCUGGAAGCGGAAGUGGCUCAGUUGAGGAGGCAGGGCGAGCAGCAACGUGCCGAGAUGCAGGGUUUGGAAGAGAUGAUCCGUCGACUCAUGGAGCAGCGUUCUGAACUGCGACACCGACUCGAAGCACUAGGAGGUGCGCCGUUGGGUGACGACUUGACGUUCGGAGGCGAAAAGUCGAUGAGACUCGCUCCACUCCUGUCGCUACCACCGUUGGGUGCGGCCGGGCAGGCUUCACCAUCGGGCAGAGCGUCGCGCAGGGAGACGCUGGCUGACAACGCGCUCGGGCUUGAAUACGAGAUGCCAAGUCAGUCGACAUCCUGGAGCGCCUCGCCGAAUUUAGGCGAUCGGGAAAGACCUGCUGUGUCACCGGUCCAGUCAAGCGCGUCGUCGGCUUCCGUAUCGACGCCCCGCUCGCCAUCCUCGCUGGAACCUCGGUCGCGCACGACGAGCUUCCAUGCAACUGGACUGCGCAAGUCGCAACCCAACUUCGACUUGCCGUUGCCGAGACUCAAGAUGGAUGCGACAAACCCCAUUCUCCCACCAUCGCUUAUGCCGUUGCCGCCAGUCACGGCGCCCUGGCCACACCAGUGA
Moesziomyces aphidis is the source of this 867-nucleotide messenger RNA. The record is from the annotation of a GenBank genome assembly. NCBI's taxonomy places the organism in Eukaryota, Fungi, Basidiomycota, Ustilaginomycetes, Ustilaginales, Ustilaginaceae.